Messenger RNA from Merops nubicus (carmine bee-eater), 3222 nucleotides. It is a transcript of the gene IQCH, whose product is annotated as IQ motif containing H. NCBI's taxonomy places the organism in Eukaryota, Metazoa, Chordata, Aves, Coraciiformes, Meropidae. The transcript has 20 exons. The record is from RefSeq and is a predicted model, not a curated record. The annotation marks the transcript as partial.
GUUCAAGAAGACACUCGGAAGCUUAAAGUUAAAAAUAUCAACGUGAAAGGCAACGUAGAAGUUGUGAAUAUUAGUGACCUCAAAACAGCGACUGAAAGAGCUGAUCUUGGGCUCAGAAAACAUGCUGAAAAUUAUUUAAAUACUGUAAACAGACAAGUGUUAACUAUUUCUUCUGCUGUUAAUAAAGAAGUACAUUCAAAAGAACCCCCUAAAUGGGGCCCUCAUUUUGGUGCUGCUCAGAGACAGCUUGUUUUACCACGAGUACCUGUUGAGCCAGUGACUGUCCAGGCAUGCAGCAAACCAGCACCACGCCUUUCUCAGAGUUCACAGCAGCAGGUGGAAAUGGAUAUGAAAGUGAUGCUUGAGCCAGAGAACACUGAUAAUAAAGCUGGUUUAAAACAACAGAACUCUGAGACCAGGCUGCCACUUAUAACUAGGAAAAAAUCUGCUCCUAUGUGUAGCCAGAAGAUGGUGAAAGGUCAUUCAGCUAGCAGCCCUUGGGGUUUGUCUGCCUCUCACUACAUGGAUUGUCCCUUACCCCUGUUAGAAGAUGAGGUAACAAAAGGUAUUGUGAGCUUGACUGAACAAAAGCUUAUCCCUCCAGCAGCAAAGAUAACUCUCCAGACUCCUCCUCUUGUAUCCAAAGCAGCACCUUUCCAUGAAUUUCAAAGGCAGCACAAGAAAUCACCUGUAGGAGAGAUCAGUAGUAUUGUGGGCCCUGAGAAUACAAAUGCUGUCACCUUCCCAACCUCAAAGGAAGCAAUUUAUAUCACACAUUCCUCUAGCAAAGGUAACACUGCACCACUUCCAUCCAGCAGCUCCAUGGUUUCAGCAAGGAAAUCAAAGCCAGCGUGGUCAUGUCCAGAUCAACAGUUGGAAUCUGAGCUGCAGAUUCCCUCCCAGACACAGCCCCUGCAAACGCCUCCACGUCAGGCCUUGCAUGAGCUGUGCUUUGAUGGCGACAUUGCUGUUUACCAUGGCACGAUAGACUGGAAAGCUCCAGGAUUUCUGGCGUUCAAGCAACAUUAUUGUGUCUCUUGGGGGAGCAUUGCCUGGUUUUUGGAACACACAGAAAAGCUUCUGAAGGACUACGCUGUACCCUUGGCUACCAUAAACUGCCAAAAGCUGGCGGAAGUCGCAUCAGACUUGAAGCUCACCAAGGAUCCCACCAAAAGCGACAUUCUGGCAGUGAUAAAGAAUCACUCGAGUGUGGAAAAGCUCUUGGAUGGACCAGGCCAAAGGGACAAAGGCCAGGGGGGUACCGAGGCGGCCGCCGCGAAGAUCCAGGCGAGGUGGCGAAGCCGUCGGGCCGGCAGGGCCCGUGCCAGGCAGCAGCAGUGGGCCUCAGGUGUGCUCGCCCGCUCCUGGCUCCUGCACGCCCGCAUGGCACGUGUCAGAAACACCCUGGAGGCAGCACGGCGGAGACACCUGGAGAAUUUCUACAGCAGGGCCAAGCAUCUGGCAGCCAACUGGAAUCGCAUCAGGACCUCCAGGAGGACUAUUAUCCAUAUCCCAUCAUUAGGAUAUUCCCAGUGCAUCCGUGAGCAUAUUCCUGAUCUUGCUCUCCAGCAGAACAUGCAGCUGGGAAGGCUGUGUGACAUACUGGAUGCCAACGUGGACGUCAUCUACAUCUGCCCCCUUCAUCUGAGUGAGGAGUUACUGCAGUAUUACAAUAAACUCCUGGGUCUGCAGGCAGCUGUUAGAUCUGGGAACCCUGAGGACAUGGGUGACCUGCAGGACAGGUUCAAAAUUCUCACCCCUGAAGCUAUAAACAGCUUCCCUAAGCAUCACAUGUGCCUGGCCACUCAGCUGAAGUACAGUCCCAAGACAAUCAAAAGAAUAAAAAGUCUUAUCCAGAGCAGAGAUGCCUACAUUAUUGGAGGGGUUCCCCACAAAGAUGAUUUAGCAGUGGCUGACAUGCUAAAUGUGCCUAUAUUAGGCUCGGUGCCAGAAGUGGCUCUUCUCUAUAGCUCCAAGUCAGGAGGCAAACGAAUUUUUGCUGGUGCUUGUGUGGCAACCCCUCCUGGAGAAUCUGACAUCUACAGCAAGGAGCAGAUGAUUGGUGUCCUCAGCCAGCUCAUCGUUGACAAUAUGGAAGUGCGGCGUUGGUUGUUUAAGCUGAAUGAUGGCUCUGGAGGAGAUGGCACAGCCUAUUGUGACGUUAUCUCACAUCUGAAAUGCUACCACUGGCUUCAAGAGGAGUGCCAGAGGCACAGCCCUGAGAUCUGGAGGGAGAAGUGGGCGCAUGAGCCAGCUUUGGUGAAGAUCUCCCAGGAGCUGCCGGGCCUUUUAGCACAGCACGUACAGCCAGUCAAUGAGAAACGAUUCCCUACAUGGGAAAAAUUCCUCCAAACAUUUGUGAGUCAAGGUGGUGUGAUAGAAGCCUUCCCACUCUCCGAAACCAUCACAAACCUGACGGUGGACAUGCUGAUAGAGCCAACAGGAGAGAUAAAAAUAGUGUCAUCUGGAGACCAGCUCCACGCCGACGGGCCGUUGCGAUCCUCUGGCACUACCAUUCCUCAACGUUCUGUGGAUCCAGCAGUUCUUAAUUCACUCUGCUUGAAAAUUGGAGAAACCUGUAAAUCUAAAGGAGUGCUUGGUUACUUCUCCAUUGAUUUUGUGACUUUUGUCCAUCCACAGACGCUGGAGCAGCAGGUGUGGGCAACAGACCUUGACCUUUGCUAUAGUGACCAGCUGGCCUUCACUCAGCUCAUGUUGUACCUGACAGAUGGAAAUCUGGAUUGUUGCUCUGGCUGCAUUGAAGUGUCCCUGGGCUCAAAGGAAAUGAGAAGCCAACAAAUUCAGCAUGAGGGGGCAGAAGCUUCUUCUCCACGGAGCAACCGGUGGGCAGUGGCAAGCAGUCAGCUGAGGCACUCCAGCCUCUCAGGAAUCUACUACAGUGUUCUCCUCCAGAUGUGUAAAGCUCAUGGUGUUGGAUUUGACCUCCAGGAAAAACAGGGAACAGUUUUUCUAUUGUAUGAAGAUGAGAAGUGCCAGAGACUGGGAAUGCUAACAAUCGGAGAGGAUCUCCAGGGGGUCCUCCUGACCUUUGCUCGCAAUCUCUUCAUCAUCCAUCAAGAAAUAUCACCACCUAAUAUGCAAGGCGAGACCAAUUUUAAGAUGGCAAUUCGAGAUAUCGAAGCAAUCCUAGGAAUGACAGCAGAAAACAAACUGAAAUUGGAAGAGCAGCAACUUUCAGGAGCAGAUGCUCUGCAAAAAUAG